Penicillium samsonianum is the source of this 1569-nucleotide messenger RNA. RefSeq lists its product as uncharacterized. The transcript is spliced from 4 exons. Gene Ontology annotation, molecular function: protein binding. NCBI's taxonomy places the organism in Eukaryota, Fungi, Ascomycota, Eurotiomycetes, Eurotiales, Aspergillaceae. Bases 1 to 1569 code for a protein of 522 amino acids. The record is from RefSeq and is a predicted model, not a curated record.
AUGCCCACGAGCAGCAUGGGUCAAACUCCGCUCCAAAUGCCUGAACUACUUGCAAAUGUACUUCAGCAUGUCGACCACAAAACCUUAUUCGCCGCUGCCCAAGUCAACUCCCUUUGGGCAAAUGAGGCAACAAAUACGCUUUGGCGAAAAUCAUAUCGCCGUGAAAUUGAAUCCUUAUCCGCCCCAUUGCAGGGUCUAGCUAAAUGUUCACAAGAGCAACGAGAUUGGUACACAAGGAAAAUUCGUCACUUGGACAUCGAGAAUGAUUAUGAUUCAGAUGUGUCAUACUCAAUUAUCGAUCUGCUUAGGGAGAAGAAAUUCACCUUCCCGAAUGUUCGGUCUGUCAUUGUAGAUUUGGGGAGUGGGAAUAUGAAGGAGACAGACAUGGCCCAGUUCUUGUCGCCUAGUGUUGUUUCCUUGGAGCUCUUCGGUGGAUAUUACACCAGAUGGUUUCUGAAACAAGUUCAGAUGCAUGCACCUAUAUUAAGAUAUUUCUUGUUGGAUAAUCGCCUGGUCGAUGAAGAAGGGAUGACCGAAUCCCUAACUGCAAAGGAUUUCAUGGUCUUCUUGGAGAACAUGCCAUCAAUCAGCCAUCUCGAACUGCAUCUUGGUUGGCAGCCGAUAAUAGACGAAGCUGUUCUAUCAAACAUCAUGCUACGUCCAAAUCUCGAGAAGCUCGGUCUUGGUCAUAGCAUACAACUACGCUGGGAGGUACUUGCCCGCAUAAUUGACGAGAGUCCUCAGGAUAUCCUAUUUCCUAUGCUGCGCUACCUCGAAAUUGCAGCGGAGAAGAAAGCCCUUCAACUAUUGCUACCAAAUUUGCCUCAUCUCCAGGGAGUCCGUCUCGUUCAAAUCGACAUCCCUUUGCACCCAGGAAAUCACAUACUCGGUUCCUUAUCUUACUGUCCGCGCCUUGAAGAUAUUAUCUUCGACAGCGAACACCCAACUCUCAUUUCGCCCAAAGAUCUCUUGAAGCUCGCCUCUGGCUGUCCUGAGCUUCGAAGACUGGAAUUGGGAGAUAACUUUCAGUGUGACGUUGGCUUUACGGAUGAGUUGCUCGAGACUCUUGUAUCCAAAUGGAAACACCUGGCCGUCCUGUCCCUCCCAUUUACGGUAGAGCUUUCCAUUGUAUCGCUUAUAUCCCUGGCUCGCCAUUGUCCUUGUCUGUACGAACUGAAACUCAUGACUGAUCUAGAAUUGACGCUUCUUGCCGAUGAGUCUGAAAAAAUCACAUUUCCAUCCUUGGAUUUUAUGCAGGUUGGGCAAAUCACCAGUUCAAGGUUGGAAACUGAACAAGAUGUUGACUUACUUCGAAGUCAACUAAUCCAGCUUCUGGACAAUCGGUUCCCCGCUCUAAAUUCAUUUUCCUUCAACCUUACGGUUGACAGCGACCGCAGCAGUGGACUCGCAAAGGCAAUCAAGCGUCACCUGGGGAAUACCAGAACAUCCAACUUUGACUCAAGACCAUUACCAGUUGAUUUAAUGUUGACUAGGCGACUGGUAGAGCCUAUUCCAGGUAGUCGAUACAAUCCUAGCCUAAAGGCAGGAUGGAUAUGGCCUGUGCAGUGA